AUGAAUCUUGACAGUGCACCACCCUCCGCGACCACCGUGAAUCGCCAUACGUGGCCUCGGCAGGUCGCGCCACCCCUAAACCCCCAUCACAGUCCAAACCUCCGCGAGCCACCAUCAUUCUCCUUUAUCAAAUCCACCAUCACUAAACCAGCUUCCAAGCCCACAUCCUUAGCUUUUCUCCUCAAAACUCGGUGGGUGGGUGGUGACCUCGGUUGCCUGCAGUCACUUCUUCCACUACACUCGGCAGUGCCAUCGGCGCGCCUCACUUCUUCUUGUCUAGGCAUCGAUAAGUAG
This is a messenger RNA of Sphenostylis stenocarpa, 294 nucleotides long. Lineage: Eukaryota; Viridiplantae; Streptophyta; Magnoliopsida; Fabales; Fabaceae. The record is from the annotation of a GenBank genome assembly.